AUGUCUGUUGUUGAGUAUGAAGCUAAGUUCACUGAAUUAGCUCAAUUUGCUUCUCACAUAGUAGACAUAAAUUAUAAUAAAGCCUGGAAAUUUGAAAGAGGCCUCAACCUAGAUGUGUUUGAUCAAGUCAGCGUGUUAAAAUUGCCCAUGUAUGUAGAUGUGCUUGACCGAACCUUAAUGAUAGAAGCCAACUUAGAAGCAAUGAAACAGACUAAAGCUCCAACAAAUGAGUGGAGAUGCAAAAGAUCUGGAUUCAAUUUCAAAAAGGGUUGCUCAUUUUCCAUGAAGAAGAAGCAAAAUACAAGAUCUACUAGCAGUUCAAGUCAAAGUAGUGGAUCUUCACCUGUUUGCUCUGAAUGUGGGAGAAUACAUAAAGGUGCCUGUUACCGUGCAACUGAUGCUUGUUUCCGGUGUGACAAAGUUGGCCAUAUGGUGAAAGACUGUGAAUUCAUAUAUGAAAAUACUAACUGUCCCACGGCAAGUUUAGCUGGAUCUACUUCUGCACUGAGAUCAAAUAUGAGAACCAAUACUGGGAAAGAAACUCUAAAGCAAGGUAAAGUUUUUGCACUUGUGCCUGGCGACGUGCAAAUAGCUAACUCUGUGGUGUCAGGUAUGGACUGGUUGACUGAGUAUUAUACCACUAUUAAUUGUGUGAAUAAAAUUGUUGUGUUUCGACCACCCGGUUUGCCUGAAUUUGUGAUUUGUGGGAAUUGUUUUGUUCCUCCACCGUACUUGAUUUCUUCCAUGAAAGCCAAAAAUCUAUUGAGAAAGGGUUGCCGGGGCUAUUUGUGUUGUGUUUUGAAUGUGACUAUUGAUAGUGCUAAUGUCGACAAGAUCCCUAUAGUUAAUGAGUUUCCUGUUGUGUUUCCUAAUGAAUUACCCGAAGAUUUGAAAGAUAGGCAAAUUGAAUUUGCUAUUGAGACAUGGUUUGGAGUUAAAGGAAAAUUGGCACCACGUUACAUUGGCCCAUAUGAGAUUAUUGAGAAAAUCAAUCCAGUGACGUAUCAAGUGGCCCUACCUCCAGUUAUGGAAAAUAUGCACAAUGUUUUCCACAUUUCUAUGCUCCUAGACUAUUUGCGAGAUCCACUUCAUGUCAUUGAACUGACCCAUGUACUUCUGAAAGAUGAUUUUACUUAUGAAGAACGACCAAUACAGAUUGUUAAUCGCUGA
Molecule: messenger RNA, 1170 nt
Organism: Camellia sinensis
Lineage: Eukaryota; Viridiplantae; Streptophyta; Magnoliopsida; Ericales; Theaceae
Source: RefSeq, a predicted model, not a curated record